GCAGAACCGAACCCAAUCAGAUCAGUCCCACACUAAAGCGACACCAAACACACUGUGCCUUUGUCUCCGUUAUUACACAUUAACUUCUCUCCUCUCUCUCUCUCCUCUUUUUUCCUUUUCUUUUGAAUUAUUUCUUUUUCCAUCUCAAAUGUAGAGAAAAAUUCACUCCCCUCACAUAAAUUUCCACUUUCUCUCGCACUCGCACGAUUAGGUAAUUUGGUCUAUUUUACCAAGGAAAUGAGCAAAGAAAGGCCACCGGAGCCUCUUGAUUUCUUCAUUUGGACUGUUGAGGAUGUUGGUUUGUGGUUGGAAGAGAUAAAUCUGGGUAGCUACCGCCAGAUUUUCAAGGAAAAUGGUGUCAAUGGAGAAUAUCUGGAGGGUAUGUCCAUGUUCACAACUGAACAGAUUCUACGGUUUAUAAGGCGAUGUCACAUGAAAUGGGGAGACUUCAUUACACUGUGUAAGGAGCUCAGACGGAUAAAAGUGGCUUGCCUAAAAGGAGAGCAAAAAGUGCGCAGGCCAUGGUGGGCUCCGUCCUGCCUCUCUAUAGUCUUUGUUAAGGUGGCAAAACGCAACAGACAGUCGAGAGUUGUUUCCUUGAAGCUGGAACCCUGAAGCAAGACCGUAUGUGUAUGUAUUUGUAGUUUUAUUUUUGUUUAGGGAGCACAACAGUAGAGAACUCAACUUGUCUUCAAUAUGGCAAGGUGCUGGUAAAAGUUCUUCAACGGAGAACUUUCUUUCGUAUACGGGUUUUUUCUUUUUAUAUAUAUUUUGUUUCUGAUGAUUUGCAGUUGUAAUCCUGUUUCAAUCCUGGGAGCGGAAUAUAAUGAAUGUGAUAUCAAGGAAAUCACUGUAAUAUGGAUCAGUUGUGAAGAAAUUCGAUCUUGGACAUUCUCUACAGAAAUUUUAUAGCAACUAUUUAUCCCUCGAGUAUUUAAUCA
Manihot esculenta (cassava) is the source of this 941-nucleotide messenger RNA. RefSeq lists its product as uncharacterized. Lineage: Eukaryota; Viridiplantae; Streptophyta; Magnoliopsida; Malpighiales; Euphorbiaceae. The record is from RefSeq and is a predicted model, not a curated record. The transcript has 4 exons. The coding region runs from base 238 to 615 and encodes 125 amino acids. Gene Ontology annotation, molecular function: protein binding.